UGGCGCAUUUUCUUGCUACGAGUAAUGCGGCGUCGCUGGCGGCUGAGGAGGGCGGAGAGUUUUGUGGUGAAGUAGGAGGAGAGAUUUAUGAAGACGCCGGGAGGAGCCUUGGUCUGAACUCCGGAGUGGGAAGUUGACAUGAGAUCAGCUUUGAAAUUUAAAAACAAUGGAGAAGACGCAAGAAACUGUCCAAAGAAUUCUUCUAGAACCCUACAAAUACUUACUUCAGUUACCGGGUAAACAAGUGAGAACCAAACUUUCACAGGCAUUUAAUCAUUGGCUAAAAGUUCCAGAAGACAAAUUACAGAUUAUCAUUGAAGUGACAGAAAUGUUGCACAAUGCCAGUUUACUCAUUGAUGAUAUUGAAGACAACUCAAAACUCCGACGUGGCUUUCCAGUAGCACAUAGCAUCUAUGGAAUUCCAUCUGUCAUCAAUUCAGCCAAUUAUGUGUAUUUCCUUGGCUUAGAAAAAGUCCUAACUCUAGAUCAUCCAGAUGCAGUGAAACUUUUUACCCGCCAGCUCUUAGAACUCCAUCAGGGACAAGGCCUGGACAUUUACUGGAGGGAUAAUUACACUUGUCCCACUGAAGAAGAAUAUAAAGCCAUGGUGCUGCAAAAGACUGGUGGACUGUUUGGAUUAGCAGUAGGUCUCAUGCAACUAUUCUCUGACUACAAAGAAGAUUUAAAGCCAUUACUUGAUACACUUGGCCUCUUUUUUCAAAUUAGAGAUGAUUAUGCUAAUCUGCACUCCAAAGAAUAUAGUGAAAACAAAAGUUUUUGUGAAGAUCUAACAGAGGGAAAAUUCUCAUUCCCUACUAUUCAUGCUAUUUGGUCAAGGCCUGAAAGCACCCAGGUGCAGAACAUCUUGCGCCAAAGAACAGAAAACAUAGAUAUUAAAAAAUAUUGUGUACAUUAUCUCGAGGAUGUAGGUUCUUUUGAAUACACUCGGAAUACUCUUAAAGAGCUUGAAUCUAAAGCCUAUAAACAAAUUGAGGCAUGUGGUGGGAACCCUGCGCUAGUGGCUCUAAUAAAGCACUUAAGUAAGAUGUUCAAAGAAGAAAAUGAAUAAUAUUAAGCCAUUCUCGAUUGGGCCGGAUAGCUUCUUUAAGUUAAUUUUUCUUUUAGCCUGUCACCUUUUCACAAAUUUGGACCAAGCUUUAGUCUUCAAAAACUGCGUAAAUAGGGAUGGUGUGAGUGAAACUGUUCCAAUGUAGAAACCCCUCCGUAUAUGUAAUACAGAGUUGAAAGAAUAAAAAGGAUUCACAUUUAUAUAGAUCUAAUUUGAGUGUCAGAAGUUGUGGUGGCAGGACAUUGUGACCUGUCUGCCAUGCUACCAAAUGUUCUAUUGAUUCUGUCAAUAAAAAGGACUAGCUUCCAGGA
This is a messenger RNA of Marmota flaviventris (yellow-bellied marmot), 1380 nucleotides long. It is a transcript of the gene Ggps1, whose product is annotated as geranylgeranyl diphosphate synthase 1. The record is from RefSeq and is a predicted model, not a curated record. Gene Ontology annotation, molecular function: prenyltransferase activity. Gene Ontology annotation, biological process: isoprenoid biosynthetic process. Lineage: Eukaryota; Metazoa; Chordata; Mammalia; Rodentia; Sciuridae.